GAAAGUGUUUAAUUAAGAUAAUUGUUUCAUAUAAAUGCCGACACACACACAAAUAUAUUUAUACAUGUAUAACGACCUCAGAAGCUUUGUUGACCUAACACAUCGUAUUUAUCAUGAUGACACGUACAGAGAAUCAGUCAGUCUUUAGUGGUCUUUCGAAUCACAUCGUGGUGGAGACAAUAUUUCAGUAAUAAAGUGUGUGUGAAUAAUUAUAUUCUUCGAACAUUGCAUACUGCUAAAGCAUUAAUUUGCUGCAAAGUGUUUUACAGAUCUAAAAUAAUUAUUUCUCUCCUUCGACAUGAUGAUAUUGCUAAAACUAUUAUUAAGUAGCGGAUUAAUUUUUAUUGCUGUAACGGCUUUCAUUCGUAAUGAAUCUUUAUGCUAUCGAAUAUCAGAAUAUAUAAAACCGAUGCAUUAUGAUAUCAAGCUUACAUCAUUUAUUGAAGCAAAUAUUUUCUAUGGAGAAUAUAAUAUCAGCAUAAACAUUCGUAACAAAACGCAACACAUAUAUUUAUAUUCGGAAAAAUUAUGUAUUGACAAUAUAGUUUUAAUUACAAAUUUCAAAAAAUAUCAUGAAAAUGAUGAAGAAACAGUUUAUAGACCGACAUAUGAUACUGAAGAAGACCCAAUUGAUAUUUCCUUUAUGAAAGAAUUAUCACCAGGAAAUUACACUUUAAAUAUAAAAUACUUUGGUACUGCUGAUAAAGGCUUCAGAAUUUUCGACAUGAAGAAAAGAACCACUUGGGUAGGUGCUCCACAUUUCCAGAUAGUAGACGCCCGUCAAGUGUUUCCAUGUUGGCAUCCACAUGAUUUUUGGUUAGAAGCAACCUUUAACAUUUCUUUAGCAUGUCAUAACUGUACGACUUUGUCACAUAUGCCAUUGCGAAAUACAGAAAGUGAUGAGUACAAUUUGGUAUGGAAACACUACGUUACCACACCUGUAAUAUUGACUCAUCACGCAACAAUGGUUAUGUCUAACUACCUAUUUUUUCUUGAUAUGAAAAAUCGAAACAUUCAAAUGUGGUGCAGAUACAAUACUGGAUUUCACAUGAAAUUUGCUAAAAAUGUAGCUGAAGAUAUCACGUUGUUUUUCAAACAAAAAUGGAAACGUUCGAACAAACUUUCAAACGUGACUUAUGUUGCAAUUCCAAAUUUUCAUGACGAUGGCACAAUAGUUUUUGGACUUGUGUUUUAUAAGGAAACAGAUAUCAUCUACGAUAAAAAUGUAUAUCCUAUUGCUCACAAGAUCGAAGUAGCUCAAUUAGUAGGACGAAAAGUGGCACAGCAAUGGUUUAAUAACAUGAUGAAUAAUCCGUUAGUGUCAGAUUUUUGGUUUAAAAAAGGUCUUACUACAUUGUUUGCAACGUAUGCUGUCAAUAAGAAAUAUCCAGAUUAUCGAAUAAUAAAUUUAUAUGUUGUUCAAAGUCAACAUUACUCUUUUAAUUUGGAUAGUGAUUAUCAUAUGUGGAAUCUUACUUCAAAAGUUAAUAGUUCAUUGGAAAUACCCAAUUAUAUCAGAGCACCAUUUAUACUGCGCAUGAUGCAACACGUCCUCACAGAAGAAAUAUUUCAGAUAGGCAUAAACACAUAUUUAGAUAACAACUCAUCACACCAUCUAGACUUUAUGGAGCUUAUGAAAGAUGUUGCUUCAACAAUAAAUAUAUAUAUUGCUGGACACAUCUCGCACAUGAAAAACUGGGAUUUGGAAAAGCAUUGUCCUGUUAUUAAAGUAGAACGAAAUUAUGAUGAUCCUAAGAAUCGAACAUUUGUAUGGAUAGAAAAUACCGACACAUUAAAAAUUGAGUGCAUUCCUAUAACUUUUACUACGGAAACGUCUCCCGAUUUUAACAAUUUUACUCAUCAUUUGUUAUGCAAGCGAUGGGAAAUUAAACGUUUACUAGCACCAUUGAGAUUAUCAUUACCAUAUAAAGAAUAUGGUUGGAUGAUAUUCAAUUUACAACAAAUUGGAUAUUAUCGCGUUAACUAUGAUGAUAAGAACUGGGAAAAAAUUUCAUAUUAUUUAAACUUUCGUAAUUACACAAAAAUUCAUGUUCUUAAUCGUGCCCAAAUUAUCGAUGAUGCAUUUCAUUUAAUGAUAGCAGGCCAACUCCAAUCUCGUAGAUUCUGGAAUAUCAUAAAGUAUUUACGUCGAGAAGAAGAUUAUAUAGCAUGGUAUCCUAUGUUUAAAGCUCUGGAAUACAUGUAUAAUACUUUUCCAAUAUUGACAAAAAUAGAUAAACAUAUUACGUCUACAGUAAUGAGAGCAUUGUACAAAGUACUUGAAAUAAUCAAAUAUGAUGAAAUUGAUGAUAGUGACAAACUUAGAAUAUGUUUACGACAAGAAGCUGCAAGAUGGGCAUGUUUUCUCGGUGACAUCGAUUGUAAAAAAGAAGCCAACAAAAUUUUAAAACAACAUCUUCAAGAUCCUACAAAACGCAAACUUUUGCCAUGGUGGAAGGACUGGACAUAUUGUAAAGGUUUGAUGAUAACUACCAAAGAAAAGAUCUCUUGGCAAUUAGUGUAUAAAAUAGGAUUGGAAAAAUCUGACACUAAAUUUUUAGAAUACUUGGCUUGCCCUGAAGAUACUGAUGUCAUCACCGAUUAUUUAAAUUAUAUAAACAAUUCUACAAAACAGGAAUAUCAAUAUCUUCUUAACAGUUUCUUACAUGUUAUUACAAAGCAUGCGAAGAAUCAAAUUAUACUGAAGUACAUAUUAGAUUAUUUUAACGACAUAAAACCAAGACAGGUUGAUAUAACUGCAGUAUUAAUUAUUAUUAUUAAUAACGUAUAUUCUGAAGAUCAAACUCAGAGUAUAAAUAGAUACGUUGAAAAGUUAUUGAAGGUCAACGCAAACCCAGCUGAUGGAAUAGAAAAGGACAUAUUGCGGAAUUCUCACAAAAUUCGAAGAAAGCUAUCAAUUCGCAACAAUCAAAUCAAAAGACAGAGACAGUAUUUUGAUCGAUUUUUCCCUUGGUAAAAAAUAUAAAAAAUUACAGCUUUGCAUGAAUAUAUUACUAUUUGAUGCUACUGUAUUUACAAAUCAUUAUGACUAAAUGCAUCAAGUUUUUUAUUACUUUGCGUAUACUUACUUGAUGUAGUUCAACUAUAUAUAUAUUAUUGCCUGUAUUCACAAGUAGACCAUAUAAUAUUAC
Messenger RNA from Nylanderia fulva, 3152 nucleotides. The record is from RefSeq and is a predicted model, not a curated record. Lineage: Eukaryota; Metazoa; Arthropoda; Insecta; Hymenoptera; Formicidae.